AUGGGAGAAAUCGCGCAACCCGCUUUUUUUGAGUCGAAACUAAAGCAAAUUGUAUAUUGUGGUGUUUGUACAUUGCCUCCAGAGUAUUGCGAAUUCGGCGGUACCGCAAAGAAAUGCGAAGAAUGGUUGAAGGAUAAUCACGAGGAAACGUAUCAGCGGCUAUACUCCGAAGAAGCUCUCAGUUCCAACCUCUCCACGCUCUCAGUGUCAGUUCGCGAACGUGCAGCUAAAGACGCCGCCAAGAAGGAAGCAAAAGCUGCACUGGCAGAAGCGCGUGAUGCAGAACGGAAGGCGGCUGCUAAGGUCCAAAUCAAGCGUGUCGAGCGCAACAAACGAAAGCAUGUCACAGUAAUAACAGGCUUGGAAGUACAUGGACUGGAGAACAAGAAAGUGGCCAAGGAACUCGGGAAGAAAUUCGCCACCGGUUCCUCGGUGACAAAAUCACCCGCAGGAGUCGAAGAGAUUACAGUACAAGGUGAUGUGAGUGAGGAUGUUCAAGAAUGGCUCCUGGAGGUGUACGGGAAGGAGCUUCCAGAGUCAAAUAUUGAGCUUGUUGAGGACAAGAAGAAGAAAAGCAGUAGCUGA
Messenger RNA from Aspergillus clavatus NRRL 1, 585 nucleotides. RefSeq names its product putative RNA binding protein Tma22 (gene tma22). Bases 1 to 585 code for a protein of 194 amino acids. Gene Ontology annotation, molecular function: mRNA binding; translation initiation factor activity. Gene Ontology annotation, biological process: formation of translation preinitiation complex; translation reinitiation. The transcript is spliced from 4 exons. The record is from RefSeq and is a predicted model, not a curated record. Lineage: Eukaryota; Fungi; Ascomycota; Eurotiomycetes; Eurotiales; Aspergillaceae.